AUGGUGAAGGACAAGCCUAAUUCGAUUCGGAUUUACGAUGACGAGGGGUUUAAGCGUCGCGCGGCGUGCAUCUGCGUUCGUUCGGACGCUGAAACCGAGGUGCUUCUAGUGACAUCGUCGGGACGGCCGGACCACUGGGUCGUGCCCGGCGGCGGCGUCGAGCCCGGAGAAGAACCCUCAGUGACCGCAAUUCGCGAGGUACUCGAGGAGGCCGGUGCCAUCGGCAAACUGGGAAGGUGUCUCGGAGUAUUCGAGGAUAGAGAGGGCAAACACCGAACACUUGUGUACGUGCUGACGGUGACCCGAGAGCUGGCGGAGUGGCAGGAAUCGCGGUUGAUGGGUCGCAAGCGGCAGUGGUUCUCUUUAGAGGAUGCGAUGGCGCAGCUCGCGCGUUACAAGCCCAACCAGCGUCACUACAUACUGCAGCUCCGCCGCUCUAAGCAGAGCACGCCUGACGAGUUCAGCAGCAAGGCUCGCGCCCAACUGAAUCGAGCCGCAUCAGCGCGCUGA
Molecule: messenger RNA, 510 nt
Organism: Helicoverpa zea (corn earworm)
Lineage: Eukaryota; Metazoa; Arthropoda; Insecta; Lepidoptera; Noctuidae
Product: diphosphoinositol polyphosphate phosphohydrolase 2-like
Exons: 1
Coding region: 1-510 (169 amino acids)
Biological process (GO): diadenosine pentaphosphate catabolic process; diadenosine hexaphosphate catabolic process; diphosphoinositol polyphosphate metabolic process
Cellular component (GO): cytoplasm; nucleus
Molecular function (GO): bis(5'-adenosyl)-pentaphosphatase activity; endopolyphosphatase activity; diphosphoinositol-polyphosphate diphosphatase activity
Source: RefSeq, a predicted model, not a curated record